Messenger RNA from Bactrocera oleae (olive fruit fly), 1037 nucleotides. The record is from RefSeq and is a predicted model, not a curated record. Lineage: Eukaryota; Metazoa; Arthropoda; Insecta; Diptera; Tephritidae.
ACUUGUCACCAUUCUCCAACACCACCACCACCCAAAUAUAACAACUGCUACUACAACUUCCACCAACGCCACAACCAAAUACAACUUUCCGGUCAAGGUUACUGUAUGUUUGCGUCUUAAUUAAGGCGCUACUACAGUUGACAUUUAGAAACAACACCAUUAAGAAACAGAACAGAGCCCUUCCAUGCACCAUGGCCAAGAUGUAUGGAAAGGGUAAGACGGCUAUUGAAUCAGACGAUCAACAAAAAUUACGAUGGCAAGUUGAACUUGAAUUCGUACAGUGCCUGGCUAAUCCCAAUUAUUUAAACUUUUUAGCUCAACGCGGUUACUUUAAGGAUCAAGCAUUUAUCAAUUAUCUUAAAUACCUGCAGUAUUGGAAAGAACCCGAGUAUGCCAAAUAUCUAAUGUACCCGAUGUGUUUGUAUUUCCUUGAUCUAUUGCAAUACGAACACUUUCGGCGUGAGAUUGUCAAUUCGCAAUGUUGCAAAUUCAUCGAUGAUCAAGCUAUAUUGCAGUGGCAACAUUAUACUCGUAAGCGUAUUAAAAUGUUUAAUAGUGUCAAUGGUAUGGGCCAAAUGAAUGCUGCUGAUCUGGCAGCAAUGGAUGCACAGCAGCAGCAGCAACAAAAUGCGCAGCAAAAUCAACAGAAUCAACAACAGCAACAAGCGGGACAACAGCAACCGGGAGCUGCUCACGCGCAUGUAGGCUUGCAAAAUGGCUUGGUGAAUAAUGUGCAACAACAACAGCAACAGCCACCCCAGCAAGCACAACAACAGCAAAGUGUUGGCAAUGCAGUAAUGGGCAUGCCAAAUGGGAACAAUACCGCCGCUAAUAGUAAUAACUGAAAGCGCUUCUAGAUUUGUAUAGUUUUCCUCCCAUUAGUUAGUAAUUUAUUUAGUCAUUGUAAACUGUAAUUAAUAUAGAAAUCAUUACUAUCAAAAACAUUUACGUGCGCUUGUUUUAUUGUAUCUCAUACUUCUUUAUACCUAAUAACUUGGGAACGAAAAAAAGAACAAAAUAAAUUUAUAUUCGAUAAU